Messenger RNA from Hyalella azteca, 5007 nucleotides. It is a transcript of the gene Pak, whose product is annotated as serine/threonine-protein kinase Pak. The transcript is spliced from 11 exons. Bases 66 to 1913 code for a protein of 615 amino acids. NCBI's taxonomy places the organism in Eukaryota, Metazoa, Arthropoda, Malacostraca, Amphipoda, Hyalellidae. The record is from RefSeq and is a predicted model, not a curated record. Gene Ontology annotation, biological process: regulation of MAPK cascade; intracellular signal transduction; protein phosphorylation. Gene Ontology annotation, cellular component: cytoplasm. Gene Ontology annotation, molecular function: protein serine/threonine kinase activity; ATP binding.
AGAAUGGAGUUAGCAACAUGAUUUUGUGAGACAUGUUAGAAGCUAUAGUAUACAUCUGAACAUGCAUGCCAGGCCCUGAACCUCAUGACAAGAUGUGUGACGAUGACAAACCUCCAGCCCCUCCUGUUCGGCUCACCUCCGCCAGAGGUGAGCCUGUUGUAUCGGUGGACAUGCGGCCACUCCCUAAAGAACCAGAGUCUGAGAAAAAGAAAUCAAAAGGCAAGCCUCCAAAGCACCGGCAGCAUCACAAAGAACAUGUUGCUGAGAAGCCCAAUAUAUCCUACCCAACCAACUUUGAACACACCAUCCAUGUUGGUUUUGAUGCCAUCACUGGAGAGUUCACGGGCAUGCCGGACUCGUGGAACAAGUUGCUGGUCAUGUCGAACAUCACAAAGCAGGAACAGAAGAACAACCCGCAAGCGGUGCUUGAUGUCCUCAACUACUACGACGCCUCUACCAAGCACAACCAGCCUGCCAAGUUCAUGAGGGUUGCCACCAAACCUGUCUCAGAUCCUUCACCGCGGCCCAGCUACCAGGGGGGCGUGAGUUUAAGUAACUAUCCUGCCACGCCUUCCCCUCACAAAAUCUCUGAUGCGUCGUCAGGCUCUCCUUCCACGCCAGAGACAUGCUCAGAGCUAAGCGUGCCUGACGACGAAGAAGAUGAAGAACCACCCCCUCCCCCCACCCGCCCUGAACGCACUAAGAGCAUCUACACUCGCCCUCUAGAGGAGGUAGUCGAAGUGACCCCACCCCUACCCUCUCCUGUACACCAUCACAUCACAGCACAACCCACUCUGCACCACCAUCACCACCACCAAAUAACCCCCCAGCCCACCACCAUAGAGGCUAACGCCAACGGCACCCAGCUGGACAGGAAUAGAAACCCGCAGCCCAGCAGCCCGCCGGCGGCCGCCCCGCCUGUCCUUGCGGCCGCUGCUGCCGCCGCUGUGCCUUCCACGCCUUCGUCUCAGCAGCCAACCUCCGCAGAGCGCACCGCUGAGAAGCAGAAGAAGAAGAAGCUCAGCGAUGAGGAGAUCUUAGAGCGCCUGCGCAGUAUAGUCUCAGUUGGCGACCCUAACAGAAAGUACACAAAAAUGGAGAAAAUAGGACAAGGAGCAUCUGGCACAGUGCACACUGCAAUAGAGACGGCCACUGGUAUGGAGGUGGCCAUCAAACAGAUGAAUCUCUCACAACAGCCGAAGAAAGAACUCAUAAUUAAUGAAAUUCUCGUAAUGAAAGAAAACAGACAUCCUAACGUUGUGAACUACCUGGACUCGUUCCUGGUGGGGGAGGAGCUAUGGGUCGUCAUGGAAUAUUUACCUGGAGGCUCGCUAACUGAUGUCGUUACCGAGACUUGUAUGGACGAGGGGCAAAUUGCUGCAGUGUGCAGGGAGGUGCUGCAGGCUCUGGAGUUCCUGCACUAUAAUCACGUCAUCCACAGAGACAUCAAGAGCGACAAUAUCCUGCUGGGCAUGGACGGCAGCGUCAAACUCACGGACUUUGGCUUCUGUGCCCAAAUCAGCGCGGAGCAAAACAAACGAACAACGAUGGUAGGCACGCCGUACUGGAUGGCGCCGGAGGUGGUGACCCGCAAGCAAUACGGCCCCACCGUGGACGUCUGGUCCCUGGGUAUCAUGGCUAUAGAAAUGAUAGAAGGGGAGCCUCCGUACCUUAACGAAAAUCCCUUACGAGCGCUGUACCUGAUCGCGACCAACGGCAAGCCUGAGAUCAAAGAGCGCGAGAAACUCUCGCACGUUUUCCAGGACUUCCUGGACCAGUGCCUCGAAGUCAAGGUCGAAGCCCGGGCUUCUGCUUCACAGCUGCUGAAGCACCCCUUUCUAAAGCUGGCGCGUCCUCUCUCCAGCCUCCACCCCCUCAUUGUCGCUGCCAAGGAAGCUGCCAAGAGUCAUUAAAACGCUGCCCAGCAACAUUAGGUCUGCCAAGAACCAUUAAAACGCUACCCAGUAACACUAGAUCUGCCAAGAGCCAUUAAAACGCUCCCUGAUAACUCUAGCUCUACCGCCUACAUUUAUUGAUGCCUGAAUCACUGACUUGUUCACGUCUCAAACAUCCAGAUGGAUGCAGCUUUUAUCAUAACACUUUUUCUGUUAAAUUAAUUGUCUAAAUUAAAAAAAGGAUUCUCACGAAAUUAUUAUGAAUGGAUUAUGAACAUCGCAGUGGAGGGCACGGGUCGUUAACGGCUAACCAACUUUGCAGUUUUUUCUGAUCAAUUCGCCCUAUGUUAACGACGUUGUACUGGUCGGUGUAAAAUUGUUAAAUCUAGAAAUUAUUAUUCAACUUUUUCUUCUAUUUCUAUGAUUUAUUUACAAAGUACGUUAUAAGCUGGAAUAUCAAUUAAACAUUCUUAAUUAGAUUUGAACAUCGACAUAAUUUUACGUUCAGCUCAACAAACUUAUUCAUUGUGAAACUUAAAUCCCAGGACAUGAAAUGCUGUAUGAAUGUUUUUUAAUGUUAUGAAAGAAACCAAUGCGGUGUAAUUUCAGCCAAAAAUGGUACCCAUAUAAACGAAGUCGUUUAUUGAUUUAUGAGUUGCAGCACAUUUUCACGACGUCAAGUAACUGGCGCUUACACAAUCCAUACAUGAAUAACGUUGGUGCCGUGUGUGAAUAGUGACUGCUGAGCGUAUGUGUGAAUAAUGACUAUGCAAACAACUUAUUCACUAAAAUAAACUGAACGACCAAGCAUUGAGACAAAUGUCGUUGAAACAACCUCUAAUCAAAGUUAUUUCAACGUCAGUUGGCUGGUGAGAAUUCGAGUCUCUUCGCAUGACGUGCUGCAUUGGAACUUCUGCAUUAGCUUCUAUAAUAAUCGCUUACUAGAUUACCAUAAAACAAAUAUGUCAAACUAUUUAUGGAAUCGCAUGGUGUUAUCCUCUUGUACUGUUGCAAGUGUAUAGGCAUGCCAUCGUUAUUUCAUCUUAAAAUUUCGCCAUUAAAGUCUGUACAAUUCCUUGAACUUUGGCGGAGCUUUUGCCCUAAAAUUAAAUCUCCAAGCGCUCAGAAGAAUGAGUGGGUUAUGUUGUCCACCAAAGUAUCACUGUUACAGCAUUUUGCCGACCUGAACUGGGUCAGGAUGACCCAAACAACAGCAAAAGUUGGUUGCUAUUUGGACCAUAUCACGCUCAUUUAUCUGAGUUUGUUGUCUCUUUCAUGCUCUUCUCUAUAGAAAAUGAGUUUUACGUCUGUGAUGAUACCUUUAAUCUCAAGACUUAAUCAAUUCUGAAACUUUCUCGAAAUUGCAUGAACUUGAAUAGGAGAUGAAUAUCUUUAGACAUUAACCUUCUUAAAUUACAUGAAUAUUCUAGCUUGAGAAGUAACGACUGGUAUAAUUAACUUAUCGCUACUGUAUCAGAGCCCAGUAUCUGAACUGUUUCUUUUAUUUUUAUUAUUAUCCACUAAUGCAGAAGGCGUAAAUAAUUUGAGAUUGCAUUUAAAAAGUAUCAUCGUUCAUCCGCGGAGACUUGAGCUUCUUUGAGAUUUCUUUGCCAAGUUCUUGUAUUUUUGUGUAGAAUUUUUCAAACUUUAACUCUUAUCGUACGUGUUCAUCGGCAGUCGGGCUUCCGUGAAAACCUACAUCAAAUAUUGAGCUCUGUGGGCUCGUUUGUCAAUCUCUAAAAUCUACUAAUCACAAUGAAGAUUUUUUCGCCGUUCUGAACCCGAGGUUUCUAUUAUGCUUAACAUUCUAUUAUUCGCUCGGAAUCUGUAUGAACACAAGAGGCUAGCGAGAUAACAUAGUGUCACUGAAUGGGUAAUAUAGAUCGUCUGAUGUAGCUGAACAUUUUGGCCAGUUCUCGUGCUAUCUCGUCGAGGUUCUGUAUGGAAGAUAAAAAAUACUGAGCCAUGCUUCAUUAUUUCUUAAUAAUCUUCUGUACGAUCUAUUGCUUCACGUUUCUUCGUGUUUCUUCAUUUUAUGUCAUUAUUACAUUAUAUUCGAUGCCAUUUUCAAGUUUAUUUCAAUCUUCACCAGGAGACUUAUUCGUGUUUCUUUCAUCGCAUGCAUCGUUAAUGAUAUCGAAUAUGGCGAUAACCCAAGCAGCUUUAAUUCUUGUUUAGUCUUAAUUAUUUCGUGGCAGCUCUGUUUGACUAGUUAUCCCUAACCGGCGUUGUAGUUUUAUCCAAUCAACUUCAUCCUCUCAUCAUUAUGUUAUAUCAUCCAACACGAUCCUCUCUAAACUGAGCCCGAAGCUUUACGGAAAACGGAGGGACUCUUGGGUUUUAGUUUGGAGAAGAGGGAAAGACCAAAUGGAGGGAAAACGGAGGCAGAAAACUAUCCCAUAAGUUUGCUGUUCCUAAGUUCUAAUUUUUCUCUAAAUAUUAUAUAGGUUGAAACAUUUCACUUCCCCACCAGCAGCAUAACUCAUCUCGUUCUCUGUGUCCAGACUUCAUAUUUCCUUCACUGCAUUUCUUAACUAUAACGACACGCUAUGUAACUGAAUUAAUUGACUGGUCUGAAUUUAAGCUCGUGUAAUGAUCACGUAUCAUUUGUGCAUAAGUGUAAUGCUUAGGAAUCCCUUCGCGGUGUACAGUGUACUAUGUAGCGUAAUACUCGCCUUGUUGCUGGCUCGGUGCUGGCGCUGUUUCGAGCCCUUGUGGUGUCAGGCUGUUAGGUAGCUAGCUAAUUAAUACUAAAUACUAGAUAUUAUUCUUCACUAAUGCCGUGUGAUGAGUGAGUCGACUAACGUUUAGUGCAUUUCAGGACUCAGGCGCAAUAUUUUUUCUUUAUUAGAGUCAGUCUUCUAAGUGCCACUCCUUCUUUUACUGGACUUUGGUUGAUAUGAAGCGACAAGUUUGAGAAGGUUGCACCAAAAAAUCCCCCUUUGCUUAGAUUCUCUUGUUAAUAUAACUCUUCUAAGCUGUGGAAAAUCUGCACUAAUAUUUAGGAAAUUUAAUUCUGACUGCUACGCUCAUUUUUUCAUAAAUUUGAAAGUUAUAUUCAUAUGUUCAUUGCUUCAGUGAUGAUAACUAUGCAUAGAAGAUGAAUUAUGUU